AGUAGAGCUCCUUCCUCCCUUCAUCCCACUCCUGUCUCAGCCUACAGGGUCAGGGGACCCCUUCAAUCAGCAGGGACCCCUUCAAUCAGCAGGGACCUCUUCAAUCAGCAGGGACCCCAAAACACAGACGCAGUCACUCUGCACCAGUGACAAGAGGAAGGUUCCACGGAAGAGGAGCCUCUCAGAGAUUACAGCAUUGCCUCUUUCUUCCUAUACUACAAAGGCAAAGACACACAAACUACCCAACAGAGUGCUGCUCACUGCUUUCAAGACUAGCACGAGUGAAAGCAUUGGGAACCUUUCAUUUGCAUCAGAGCUCCUAGAGACUUUCAAGGGGACACCAGGACUUGCACAUCUACCCUCAGAGAGGUGGCAAUUGGACAGGAUGAGGUGGUUCACCCUUGUGAUGUUCCUGAGCCUCUCAGCAUUGCAGGGGAUACAUGGAGACUGUGUGUCCAAGUGCUUCUCCUGCUCCUUGCAAAUGAAAGCCCUCAGUGCCAAGUUCAACCCUCUGGUAUGUUCCUUACAGUGUGAGGGAUCUCUGCUUCAGGAUGAUGAAUGGGAGAGGUGUGGACAACUCUUAUCUUCUCAAGAAGAGAUCCUAGAAGUGAAGAGGGAGCAGGAACUAGUGUCUCCACUGUCAGACUCUCAAGUCAUGCUGGUGAAACGCUACGGAGGUUUCAUACGGAAGCCAGAUAAGUACAAAUUCCUUAAUGCCAAGCGAGAGAAUACAGGUUUUAGCAAAAGAUACGGUGGGUUCCUGCGCAAAUAUACACUACGAGACCUCCAGGAUUUAUCUUCCAAUCCAGAAAUAAUGCUAGAGUCUCCAGAUGCUGAAGAGACUGGCUGGUCUAUUCCUUCCUGGGACAUGCUGGAUGAAAGGAAAAGAUAUGGAGGGUUUCUGCGGAAAUAUCCCAAGAGAAGUCCAGCCCAAGAAGGAGAUUCAGAGGAGGGUCUGGGGAGAAAAAGGAGGCUACAAGAAGGACUGGAGUCAGGACCAGCCAUACUCACAGGGCAGGAGAUAGAGACAGGGCGAGAGGUGGACCUAGAGCAUGGAACAGCAGAGCUAGAGAAGCGAUAUGGAGGGUUCUUGCGCAGAAUCCGUCCCAAACUAAGGUGGGACAAUCAAAAGAGAUAUGGGGGAUUCCUAAGGCGCCAGUUCAAGGUCAAUGCAAGGUCAGAAGAGGAUCCCACCAUGUUCUCAGAUGAACUAUCAUACCUAUAGAACAGAACAGAAGUGUCUGAUGUGGGCGAGAGGGGAUGACAGAACCCAUUCAAGUUGUCUUAAUCAUGUGCAACUACAAUCCACCUCCCCAGCCAUAACCCCUAUGAACACCAGUCACCCACCUUCAGCCAGUUCCCCAUGAACACUAAUCACCCUUCAGCCAAUUACCCUGCCCACACAUCCUGAUGUCUUGGUACUGAGACCCCAGCGUUAUUAGACCUAUGGUGUUAACUAUGUUAUACUUCUCAUGGUCCAGUCAUGUUUUUUCAGAGGCCCAAUAAUCUCAGGCCCAUGUGAUAUGUGCAAGUUACCCAUGCCCCCCUACUGAAACAGUAAUAUUGGUUCCUCCUCUACCCCUUAUUGCCCAUAUGCUGGGCAGAAUAUAUAAUCUACCAUACUGUUUACUAAUUGCUAAUUUCAGUCAAUCUGACGUCUCUUACAGCUUUUUGUGGAACAUGGUCCCACCUCCCAGAGAAAAUCCACAGAGUAUCUUACAGACUUCAAUGCCUGUUGUAAAAUAUGAUUGUAUAAAUAAACUCACUUUAUGUCCUAAAAGCAAAUGGAAGUG
Molecule: messenger RNA, 1793 nt
Organism: Xenopus laevis (African clawed frog)
Lineage: Eukaryota; Metazoa; Chordata; Amphibia; Anura; Pipidae
Gene: pdyn.S
Product: prodynorphin S homeolog
Exons: 4
Coding region: 386-1225 (279 amino acids)
Biological process (GO): sensory perception; chemical synaptic transmission; neuropeptide signaling pathway
Cellular component (GO): extracellular region; neuronal cell body; plasma membrane
Molecular function (GO): opioid receptor binding
Source: RefSeq, a predicted model, not a curated record